CUUCUCCAAGCAUUUCGGUAUGGGUAAGCACUUGACCUGUUCCAUCACAUAGCACGUGAUCCCAGCCACGCAACUAAAUGCCCAAUCAGCGUUGCGUGUCAGCUUAGUGAUGCCGCCGCAACCCGUUGCCAGUGGAGGCUGCCCAUCAACCCGCCCGCCAGACGCGCCCUCCCUCUCUUCCUCUUGUUUCCCUUCCCUUGCGAAAACCACACCAUCGCAACCUACCCAACCACCCCUCUCCAACCCUCGGACCUGGUGGAUUAUUCUACAUCCCGACUCACACGAUAACCCUCACUAUCAGAUAUUGCGCCCUUCUUUUUUCGUUUCUAGAUUAACAGCCCCUUUCGGCCUUAGGGAAGAAAGCAUCAGUCGCCGAUAUUUUCGUUUUCUGGAUACACCGCGUCGUCGCAUUUGGGUUGCUAGGGAUUUCCCACGAACCACCCCGCAUUAGGCGGGCUUAUACCUUUAAGAAUAAUCGAUUUUGAUAUCUUCCCAUCAAACAUUGUGACACCAUGUUCUAUUCGGAGACACUUCUGUCAAAAACGGGGCCGCUGGCCCGGGUUUGGUUAUCGGCCAACUUGGAGCGCAAACUUUCCAAAUCGCAUAUUUUACAGUCGGAUAUCGAGAGUAGUGUCAGUGCCAUUGUCGACCAAGGACAGGCCCCCAUGGCUUUGCGAUUGAGCGGUCAGUUGUUGCUGGGUGUGGUCCGGAUCUAUAGCCGAAAGGCACGCUACCUUUUGGAUGACUGCAAUGAGGCUCUUAUGAAAAUUAAGAUGGCUUUCCGCUUGACCAAUAACAAUGACCUGACAACUACUGUUGUUGCUCCAGGUGGUAUCACUUUACCAGAUGUGCUUACGGAAUCUGACCUUUUCAUGAAUUUGGAUUCUUCUUUGCUCUUACCCCAGCCCCUCAAUUUUGAACCCGAGGGAAAGCGCCCUGGAACAUCGAUGGAUUUUGGAAGCCAGCUUUUCCCAGACAGCAGUCUUCGACGCUCUGUGUCCCAAGAGCCUGCACGCCUCGAAGACCAUACCUUGGUAGACCUUGAUUUGGGAGAGGAUGAUACACCUCUGGGCCAUGACUUCAGCAUGGAAGUUGGUCGAGAUGCGCCGGCACCUCGCCCCGUCGAGGAAGAUCUUUUCAGCGAUGCUGGCAAGUUCAACGAUGUUGAUUUGCCUUUGGACCUCGGUGAGGAUGAUGCACCCUUGGAUAAGAUGGACUUGGGCAAUGAGGGCCCACAAGACACAUUUCUGCAGGCAGACUACACAGCCAUGGACCUUGGCGAUGAUGGAGAAUUAGCAUUCGAUGCCGAGGAGCGCAGAUCUGAACGCGAUUCUAAUACCCCUCUUUCGGUAAUGCCAGACGAAGACAUGGAUAAACUCCAACAAGAGCAAGACGAGGACCAGGAGCAGGAUGAGGGAGAGGGUGAGGCAGGGGACGACACGGGUGUCCAACACUUGCAGCGCGCGAAGCGACGGAAGGUUAUGGUCACGGAGUUUGAUUCGGAAAUUGAUUACAAAGCUCAUAUCAUUAAGGGGUUGCAAGCGGAUCGCUCCGCUAUACUGAAGCCGACAUCCUUCCUGCCCCGUGAUCCUAUCUUGCUCACUCUCAUGAACAUGCAAAAGAAUGGCGACUUUGUGACGAAUGUGCUGGGAGAAGGUCGCGGCCGUGGCUGGGCUCCAGAGCUUCGUGACUUGCUCUCCUUCGAUGCUAUAAAGAAGGCCGGUGAGCUGAAAAGGAAGCGUGAUAGCGGAAUUGCAGACAUGGAUAUUGAAGCGGCCACCGCCCCCGCUUUGGAAUUGGGCGAAGAAGAAGAAGCUAUCUUGCCGGUCGAUGAAGGUGUUGGUCUUGACCCGGCGCUUCACCAGCGGUCCGAGAUUGAAUUCCCUGGCGACGAAGAGGACCAGGAUUUGCACCUGAGUGAUGAUGAGGGUAUGAACCAUCCCCUGGAAGACCUCGAUGAGGCAAUCCAGCCUGCGGACAGUGGCCCUGUCUCUCUUGGUACCAAGCAUGCAGUUCACAUUCUCCGUGACCGUCUGGGUGAAUUUUCACCGGAACAGAAGAAGAGCGUGAAGUUCCAGGAUAUUCUACCGGAGCGUAAAGCUUCCAAGGCUGAUGCGACGAAGAUGUUCUUUGAGGUCUUGGUUUUGGCCACCAAAGAUGCUGUUCAGGUUGAGCAACGCCCUGAUACCGUUGGCGGGCCUCUUAAAAUCCGUGGUAAACGUGCUCUCUGGGGCUCAUGGGCCGAAGAGAGCGCCAACGGUGAAGUCGGCAACCAGUCUUCUCAAGUGGUGUCUUAGAUACUUAUCGGGCCCAUGGGGUGUGAAAUGUCUUUCCUUGUACAGGUAGUUUAGUCCGAGUGUCUUGUUCCUUUUUUGUUUCCUUUUUGGCUGGGUUUACCUGGAAGGCUUGUUAACUGAAUGCGGGUUAUUAUUCAUGUAAUGAAACAAGGGUGUUUUGGAGUUGUCCGUGGGAUUGAAAAGGUGGCUAUUAAAUGACUGCUUGAUCCUCACUCUAGGGCUAGAGUUCUAGUUCCUGUGGGUGAGUUGCUCGGGACGAUGCGUAGUUUUGUUUUCCUUUUUAACAAGGGCUUAGGUAUAGAAGCGAACAAUUGAAUAUUAUAUGAUCCAUGACACCUAGGGCUGGACGGGAUAGAUAAGUCAAAUAUAAUAGUCGAAUAGGUAAGCUCACAUAGGGGUGACACAUGUGGUUCGGGGAGUUUUCCAUAGUAGAUCCGAUAUUAUAUUCCAAUCAGGGUACAAAUGCCCGCACGUACUUUCUAGUGAUAAAUACUUAUGUCUGUCCAAAUUUGUAUGGGUCUCUUGGAAUAGAAUUGAAUACACUUGUUGGUAAGGUCCCUCACAGGAAAAAAAGUGGGAGAGGUAAAGAGAGAGGAAGAGAG
This is a messenger RNA of Aspergillus alliaceus, 2899 nucleotides long. RefSeq names its product kleisin alpha. Gene Ontology annotation, cellular component: cohesin complex; synaptonemal complex. Gene Ontology annotation, molecular function: chromatin binding; protein binding. Gene Ontology annotation, biological process: mitotic sister chromatid cohesion; synaptonemal complex assembly; replication-born double-strand break repair via sister chromatid exchange. The record is from RefSeq and is a predicted model, not a curated record. NCBI's taxonomy places the organism in Eukaryota, Fungi, Ascomycota, Eurotiomycetes, Eurotiales, Aspergillaceae. The transcript is spliced from 2 exons. The coding region runs from base 513 to 2297 and encodes 594 amino acids.